Molecule: messenger RNA, 11534 nt
Organism: Aedes albopictus (Asian tiger mosquito)
Lineage: Eukaryota; Metazoa; Arthropoda; Insecta; Diptera; Culicidae
Gene: UbcE2H
Product: ubiquitin-conjugating enzyme E2 H
Exons: 3
Coding region: 1067-1615 (182 amino acids)
Biological process (GO): ubiquitin-dependent protein catabolic process; protein polyubiquitination
Cellular component (GO): nucleus
Molecular function (GO): ubiquitin conjugating enzyme activity
Source: RefSeq, a predicted model, not a curated record
CGCCAACAAUCAACAAACCCAAGCAAGCCCGUGAGCUCCGUCAUCGUCGUUUGAUUAGUUUCGAUUUGGCAGGCAUCUGGAUGGAAGUGAAGUCUCCGCGGUUACGUUGCGCUGGUUGAAGAAAAGUCCGUUCGCGUUUGUGAAGAGUCUCACGGGAAGUGACGAAGGGAAGCAGGAGGAAAAGUUUUUAUUUUGUAUGGUGCUUAAUCGUGUUUAGUGCAGCUGUAGGAGAAAGAGAGAGAGACCCGAGCGGAGAAGUGAUAAUUUUUCAGCUGUUUUCACCUAUUUGGUCAACUUGUGUCGAACAGUGAGCAGUGCCCCUGGCUGCAGAAAAUCGGAUUUUACUGGAUUACCUUUGUUCCGGAAGCUGCUGGUUCGUCCGAUGCCUACUUUGGCAUCCCUGUUCAUAUAGAGCCAAAUCCAUCAAUAACAAUAACAUCACACAACCAACAGCAGCCAGUAGGUAGCAGGCUAUCAUCGCUUACUCUCUUGCCUUGCCUUGCCCUGCUGGUUUGGAUGUGCGUUGUUUGUGUGCUGAAUUUGGAUAGAAGCAGAGCAUCAAAUCGUUGCCAGCUGGGAGGUGUGUUGUUGAGUUGAAUGUUGAGUCGAGUCGAGCCGAGAGAGAGUGGGCCCCGUCCCGUGCUGGUGCAGAGUGUUUUCGUGCGCAGAAGGAAAUAACGUUCAUCAUUCGGAUCCGUGUGUCGUACAGUGUGGUGCUGUGCUGCGUGGUACGACAUAGCAAACACUCAAAGAACGACGACAUAACUACCACCCGCCCAGUAAACCAGCAGCUAUCUGGGCUUUAGAUUACAGAGAGACUACUUGGUGUGCAGAAUCAGUGAUUGUUGUGCGAAUAUUCGACCUAGGAAUAGUGGCGUAUCUCAGUCGCGCGAGAUCAAAACAAAUCGGAGAUUGAAAGACGUCAUCAUCACACCGUAGGAUAGGGCAACUUUUGAUUCGGAGAGUGUGCCCCACCAAAAACAAAACAGACGCCAUCUGGUAAGAUCGUAGCAAAAACAAUCAUCCCUCGUGCGCCGGCACUCCCGCAGCAGCAGCAGCAGCAACCAUGUCCUCGCCCAGUGCCGGCAAGCGUCGGAUGGACACCGACGUGAUCAAGCUGAUCGAGAGCAAACACGAAGUGACCAUCCUCGGCGGCUUGAAUGAGUUCUGUGUCAAAUUCUUCGGCCCCAAGGCGACCCCAUACGAGGGCGGAGUGUGGAAGGUGCGGGUUCACCUUCCGGAACACUACCCCUUCAAGUCGCCCAGCAUCGGGUUCAUGAACAAAAUCUACCACCCCAACAUUGACGAGGUGUCCGGCACCGUUUGCUUGGACGUGAUCAACCAGGCGUGGACGGCCCUGUACGACCUGUCGAACAUCUUCGAGUCGUUCCUGCCGCAGCUGUUGACCUACCCCAACCCGGUGGACCCGCUCAAUGGGGAUGCCGCUGCCAUGUACCUCCACAAGCCGGAGGAGUACAAGAAGAAGGUCGCCGACUACGUGCGGCGGUACGCGACCGAGGAAGCCCUGCGCGAUCAGGAACCUACCGAGAGCACCGACAGCGAAUCCAGCAUGUCCGAUUUCAGCGAAGACGAAGCGCAGGAUAUGGAGUUAUAACAACGGCUAGCCACGAUACUAACCAAUUAUUACUAUUAAAGCUAUUAAUUAUUACUACAACCACAAACACACACAGAUUACGGAGCCAGAAAGGAAGGAAGGAAGGAAGCAGCGAGCGCACCGAGGGUGAGAAGCGAAAUCUUUUAAUAGUGAAUUAAAUGUUUACGCGUAGGGUCACUGAGAACAUAACACACACAUGAAUUUCUACACACACGCAUCGUACUCACAUCGUCGUCGUACACACAACACAUCCACAGAAGGAGGAAAAGAAACACACCAAACUCAUUCGACUCAUCAUCGCAGCUGAGCUCCCCAGUUGCUGUUCUACACCUUAGCCAGGUAGUUAAUGGGAGAUUAUACAUCUAUUGCAAAACAAUAUUAGAGUAUAACAUAGAGAAUACCAAACAACCACACUCUGCACUGCACAGUGGGAAGUUACGAGGUCCAGGUUCCCGCGGAUUAGUCAAGAUUUGUCAUCCUGGGCUGAGCUCAUGGAGGGUUGUAGUUAUCCGGUUUUAUCAUGAUUAUGUGUUUUUUUUUUAUCAGUUUGCUAGAUGCAAACGCUGUGAAUUUUAACGGUUUAUUUGAAUAAAUUUAUAAUAUUCGUAAUUGGUGGGCAAGUCCACCAAGUUUCAUAAUGAACAAACGACCAAUGCUUCUAUGAUUUCCAUAUUGUAUAAUUCUGCCCAUAAACAUUAUCGCCACCUAGUUUCCUACUAUUCUAUACUAACCUUUCGAAGUUUGACGCCAUGUGUCAUAUACACGUCGUGUACGAUUUUGUGGGUCUAUGAAUUGAUUAUUCUAGGAAACUCUACUGGGGAUCCCUACAAAAAUUUCUUCUGAAGAUUCUACCAAAAAUUCCAUCUGGGGAAUCUUCCAGGGACUCCCUUUGUCGAUUACUCCAGAUUUGCUAUCUGGGGAUUCUCCUUCAUGCGUUCCUGCAGAGGAUUCCUCUAGAAACUCUUUUAAGGGAUUCCAGAAGGGAUGGCUUCUGUGGUUUCAACCAUACUCCUUUAUGGAUUGAUCUGGGGAUUCCUCCAGGAAUAUUUAUCAAAUGUUCCCAAAGGGAUUCCUAAACUAGUUUACAGGGUCCUCUCCGAGAAUCUCUUGUGGGGAAUCCGAUUCAAGUAUUUCUCCAAGAACUCUCGAAGGAUUUCCAGAAGGAACUCCUGGAUGAUUCCUAAAAAUAGUCCUAGAAGAUUCACAUGAAGAACUCCUAGAUGAAUCCCAAAAGAAGAGGAAAGAAACUCCUGGACGAUUCCUGAAAAGAACUCCUGAAUGAUUUCCCAAUGGAACUUCUGAGGUAUUCCCACAAGGAACUGCAGGAGGAUUUUCAGAAUGAACUCCAGGAAGGAAUGUCCCGGAGGACUCCCAGAAGAAUGCCUGGGAGGAUUCCCAGAGGAUGUUUUCGAAAGAUUCGCAGCAGGAGCUCCUGCAGAAAUCCCAAAGUUAACUCUUGGAAGAUUCUCUCUUGGAAACUCUUAACGGAACAAGAAAUCCUUGGGGAUGUUUCAGGGAAAAAAUAGCAAAAGUUAUUGGAGGGAUCCAUGAACAAAUUCAAGGUUGAACUUCUGAAAGAAUCCCAGAAGGAGCUCCUGCUGGAGUCCCACGAAAGAACCCAAAAAGUAACUCUUGGAGGAGUCUCAGCAGAAACUUUUACAUAUUUUUCGACCUUGAAGAUUCCGGUGCAUAAUUCCGGAAGGAGUUCCCUAAAGAAUGCCAGAAGCAACUCUGAACAAUCUCAGAAAGACCUCCUGAUGAAAUACCAGAAUACAUUUGGAAGAAUCCGUGAAAGAACUUAGUGCUCUGAAUUGAAGAUCAUUUUCGCACAUUGACGGUGAGCAAGAGUAUCCUCCAAAGUCCUCUCUGGAGCCACCAACAAGGUCGUCGUCAUGAGCGUCUAUUUUAGUGUUUUCUAUUGCUAGAUCGAUCCGUAGGUGCUAUUGCAAAAAUCAUGGGAGGAUAUCUGGUGGAAAUGCUAGAUACAACAUUCAGAAACUGGACAACCCCUGGAAUCUUGGGAGAAACUCCUAGACAAAUCUGAAAAGAAAUUCCACUUUCUGGAAGAUUCUUGGAUAGAACUCCUAGAUGUUUUUCCAAUGGAACUUCUGAAGUAUUCUCACAAUGAACUGCAAGAGGAUUUUCAGAAAGAACUCCAGGAAGGUAGUCCCGGAUGACUCUCAGAAGAAUGCCUUGAGGAAUUUCCAGAGCUAGUUUUUGAAGCUAUCACAGUAGGAGCUACUGGAGAAAUCCCAGAAUGAACUCUUGGAAGAUUCCCUCUUGGAAACUCUUAACGGAACAAGAAGUCCUUGAGGAUUUUCAAGGAUGCUUCAGGGGGAAAUCUAGCAAAAGUUAUUGUAGGGGUCCAUGAACAAAUUUAAGGUUGAACUCCUGCAAGAAUCCCAGAAACAGCUCCUGCUUGAGUCCCACAAGGAACUCCUGCAAGACUCCAAAAUGUAACUCUUGGAGGAAUCUCAGUAGAAAUUUGCGAGCCAAAUAUUGUUCGUCCUUGAAGCUUCCGGUGCAUAAUUCGGGAAGGAUUUCCCUAGAGAAUGGCAGAAGCAACUCUGAACAAUCUCAGAAGGACCUCGUGAUGAAAUACCAAAAAGCAUUGGGAAGAAUCCGUGGAAGAACUUAUGAAAGAACCUCAGAACUUAGUCCUCUGAAUUGAAGAUCUUUUUGGUACAUUGACGGUUAGCAAGAGUAUCCUCCAAAGUCCUCUCUGGAGCCACCAACAGGAGUCGUUGUCAGGAGUGUCUAUUUUAGUGUUUUCUAUUGUCAGAUCAAUCCAAAGGUGCUAUUUCAAAAAUCAUGGGAGGAUAUCUGGUAGAAAUUCUAGAUACAACAUUCAAAAACGGGACAGCCCCUGGAUUGAAUCUUGGGAGAAACUCCCAGACAAAUCUAAAAAGAAAUUCCACCUUUGGAUCAGACAAUAGAAAACACUAAAAUAGACACCUAUGACGACAACCUUGUUGGUGGCUCCAGAGAGGACUUUGGAGGGUCUCUUGUCCACCGUCAAUGUGUCAAUGUAAAUGAUCUUAUAUUCAGAGAACUAAGUUCUGAAGAUCUUUCAUAAAUUCAUCUAAAGAUACUUCCCAAUGUUUUCGGGUAUUUCAUCUGGAGUUCCUUCUAAGAUCCUGAAAGAAUCUCUGGGAAAAAUAUCCUUAGAAACAUUCGUAGAAUUUCUGGGAGAAAUACUGGAGUUAUCCUUGGAGGAAAGAGUAACGGAACACCAUUCAAGAGGAACCCAGGGAGAAACUCUUCUAGGGAUCUCGCGGUAACCUCUGAGAAAUAUUCUGCCAUAAACGCUAACAGAAAUUCCACGAAAUCGCCGCAACAAUAAUCGCUAACAAUGAAUAUUCAGGGCUAUCAACCUCGACAAAUCGUGUUCACGUCAAAAAGUGACGUAUGACUUUGUUUUAACUGGGUUAUAGUCCACCUAACGGGCGCCCGGUCAAAACGUAGUCCAACGAACUAAGGUCGGCUGUACCUCGGAGUUGCAAAGCUAGUCAGAAGACGCCUUUUUCUGGUAAUGAGAAUUUUCGACUCCUGCGGGAGUUCCCUUUGGAGAUUCCUCCAGGAAUUCCCAUCGGGGUUUGCUGUACGAAUUCCCACUCGAGAAUCCUCCAGAAAUUUCUACCGUGGGUUGUUCUAGGAAUUUCCACCGAUGAUUGCACUAGUAAGUCCAACCCAGGAUUGCCCCAGGAAUUCACAACGGAAUCCUCCUAGAAUCGGUGGCAAUCCUAUGUGGACGGUGAGGUAAAAAACUCCGGAAUUGGAGACUUCACACGACCCACAACCCGGUGACGAAGAGAAGUGUAUCCGUAGCUUCCAACGGAAACUGAGGGAAAGUAAUGGUUUCGGAAGGAAACAUGGUCGAAUUGGAACGUUUGUCUGUCAGCAAAUUUCCUUCCCGGUCAUUGCACAUGGCGGGCACUGGCGCAGUCUUGUGUCGCGCACCAUUGACGGUUGCAUAAAAUCUUCGCAUAUCGUUUCUGUUAAUACUUUUCUGUGCUACAGCAAUCACACUCUCUCUUCGUGCUGUUGUUCUUUAUUUAUAGGUAGAAAAACUUAAUUCGACAGAAGGAUUCUCUCGAACUUUUGGAGGAGUUGCUCUCGAAUCUCUGGAGAAGAUUCCUUCGAAUCUCUGGAGGAGAUUCUCUCAAACCUCUGGAGGAGAUUCUCUCGAAUCUCUGAAGGAGAUUACCUCGAAUCUCUGGAGGAGAUUUCCUCGAAUCACUGUAAGAGAUUCCCUCGAAUCUCUGUGAGAUUUCUUCGAAUCUCUGUGAGAGAUUCCCUCGAAUUUCUGUGAGCGAUUCCCCCGAACAUCUGUAAGAGAUUCGCUCGAAUCUCUGAAGGAGAUUCCCUCGAAUCUCUGAAGGAGAUUUCCUCGAAUCAAUGUGAGAGAUUCCCUCGAAUCUCUGUGAGAGAUUCCCUCAAUUCUCUGGAGGAGAUUCCCCGGAAUCUUUGGAGGAGAUUCUUUAGAAUCUCUGGGGGAGUUUCCCCCGAAUCUCUGGAGGAGAUUCCCCCGAAUCUCUGGAGGAGUUUCCCCCGAAUCUCUGGAGGAUAUUCUCCCGCAUCUCUGCAGGAGAUUCUCCCGAAUCUCUGGAGGAGAUUCUCCCGUAUCUCUGCAGGAGAUUCUCCCAAAUCUCUGGAGGAGAUCUCCCCAAAUCUCUGGAGAAGAUUCCCCCGAAUAUCUGGAGGAGAAUCCCCUGAAUCUUUGGAGAUUUCUCCGAAUUUCUGGAGGAGAUUUCCCCGAAUCUCUGGAGAAGGUUCCGCCGAAGAGAUUCCAGAGAAUCCUCGCGAAGAGAUUCCGGGGAAUCCAAGCGGAGAGAGAUUCCGGGCAAUCCUCGCGGAGAGAUUCCGGAGAAUCCUCGGGAGAGAUUCGGAGGAGAAUUCUCGGGAGAGAUUCCGGAUUCUCAAACUAAACUUGAUGACUAGCGCCACCUUGCGGCGAAAUUGAUGGAUGAAUCUCCAAUGAAACUAAUGGAUGAAUCUCCAGAAUGUUCUUGGCCUUCUGAACAACUUUGCCGAAGACGAAACUUUUCUAUCUGCUUUGCAUCCCGAGAUAGAGAACUCUAAAACUUUACUUGAUAACUAGGGCCAUCUAGCGGUGAAAUCACCAACUAAUUGAUUAAUCAUCAGUAUGCUCUCAACCUUCUGAUCAACUUUGACAAAGACAGCGUUAUUCCAAAAUAGUAAAUCAUGUAAUAUUGGAUGUGAUAACUGACGAGCGUAUAUUGCAACUGCAUGGCGCCUCUAUCGGCCAAAUUGCCAACUAAUUGGAAGAUAUCAACUAGAAGUGUGACAUUUUCAGCAAAGUUGUUCAGCAAGCUAAGUAUUAUCUGACAACGGCGUUUUUUUAUGCUUGGUAAUUUUCGGGAUAGGUUUCAAUCCUUUAUGCGUUAGUUUUUCAUUCCUCUAGAGAUUCCUCGUAGGAUUUCUUCAGGGAUUCCUCUAGAGAUAUUCCCAUGGAUUCGUCUGGGGAUCCUCAAUUUAGGAAUCUAGGAAAUUUCUUUAUGGAUUGAUCCAAGACUUCCACCAGGCAUUCCUCAAGAUAUUCCGCGAGAGAUUUAUUCAUGAGUACUUCUAGAAAUUCUUCGAGGAAUUCCUCCAGAGGCUUAGCCAGGUAUUCUUCCAAGAAUCCCACAACACUAAAUUCAUGCAAGGGUUACACCAGGUAUUCUUCUGCAGAUUGUUCCGAGUAUUUUCCAAGAUUCCUCCAGAAAUCACGCCCACCAAGGAUUGUCAGUAAAAAAAUAUCCUCAGGGAUUCCAUCAGGUAUUUUUCCGAGAAUUCCCCUAAUGAUUUAAAUUGUGGUUUCCAAAAGGAGUUCUUAAUGCACCUUAGACCAGUUUCCUGUUCUAAAGGAAACGCUCAAUAAAUUUCUUGACCGAUUCCUGGCAGUAACUUUCUACAGACACUGCUAUUGGAAUUGUCCUUUCUUAGCAAAUGCGUACUGUGAUCGAAGGAAAUCGGUUUCUUGGGCGAUUCAGCAGGCAAGGAAUAGGCCGUAAAAUUCCUUCUGAACUGCAUACUGCCCUUCAUCUUAGGGUUUCGAGAUACACACUGCAAACUGGCGUCAUCUAUUAAAAAAAAUUCGAACCAAGGUUUCCGAAUAGUUCAGGGCCUGCUAAAAAACUUUGCUGAAAACGUCACACCUCUAGCUCGUUAGAGUUUCAAGAUAUACGAAUUAUGAAUUAUUUGACACUAGGUGCCAUCUAGUGGAUAAAUCACGAACCCGGGUAGUUCUUAGCUUGCUGAAUGACUUUGCCGAAUAUGGUAUUAUUCUAUCUCGUCCGGUUUCUGAGUUAGAUGUGUUCGACAUUUCUCAAUACACUAACGCUACUUAGCGGACGAAUCUCGAAUCAAAGUUGUUGUUUCCAGAUAAUUCGUUAUCUGCUGAACAAGUUUGCUGAAAACGACAGCCUUCUAGCUCAUUAGAGCUUCAAGAUGUACUUGUUUGGCACUAGGCGCCACCUAGCGGAUAAAUAACGACCCAUGGACUCAAUUAGAGGACGAUCUGCGGACCCUUCUGUCUCAUCAGGCUUCAGGGAUAUAGAGGUUUGAACAUUUUUCCCACUGACGGCGCCUAGCGGACGAAUCUUGAAACAAAGUUGCCGUUUUCAGAUAGUUGUUAGCUUGCUAAAAACGGCACAAGUUUAUUAGAGUUUCGAGAUAUACGUGUUUGAACUUUUUCGACACUAGGCGCCACCUAGCGGAUAAAUCGAGAACCAUAGACUCAAUUGUCAGAUAGUUCUUAGAUUGCUCAACAACUUUGUCGAAGACUGCAUCAUUCUAUCUGAUCAGGAUUCUGAGAUUUGAAUACUAUAUUAAAAUACUUAAGAUAAAGUCAACCAUAUUUUCGGUUUAUUCUGACCAAAAAUAUGAAACUGUUUGCAACGAGUGUGAUCUCAUGUUUCAAAUUACCUUCUAGAAUUCCUGGAAGAACAUCUUGAAACUUCCACCACACUACAGUAGACGUCCGCUCGGUGCAGACGUUUUAACUGCAAGUCCGGUAAUUGCAACAAUUUUGUAAUUAUCGCACCGAUAUCUGUCAAAAACGAAACGUCAACUGUGUUGCGAUGUUUUUCGAAUGCACUUCAGCUGCAGUGCGAUGUUUUCGAGUGCAGUUUGGCUGCGUCCAACAAUAAUUGACAACUGUUUGACGCCUGUCAGUCGUUGAUUGAUGCACCAAGCGAAAAGAAGAAUAAGACACCGUUCGGAUGUCAAAACUGUUUCUUCUUUUCCCUUAUGCAUCGUUCAACUGCAGUUAGCGAAUUACAUUCGGUAACUGAAACGUAAACAUGUUUCAGUUACCGAACGUCUACUAUGUAUGCUUUAUUUAUUUUCUGUAGAAAAAAAUGACGGCUUUGGAUUUUUCAAAUAGUAUGGAACGAGCUCACCAACUCAUGAGGUCGAAUCUAUAGGCUUCUAUAGUCGAAUUCCGUGUUUUUCGUGUCGCACGUCGUCGUUAAGCCUGUGUGUGAACGUGAAGGAAAAUCAGGUUUUUCUGGAUUCGGCUGCAUAACCAGUCAGAGGCCACUCAACUCAUGUCGAUGUUUUCCGAUGGACAACAAAAAGUUAACUAUUUAUUGGUGAGCUCGUUUUAUGUUAUUUGAAAAUAUACGCAAAACACACGCAACUAAAACAGCUUUUUAAUGUACGUUCUCAACUAUUAUUGGACGUCGACAUGUCCAUAAACCAAAGCUCAUUUCCAUGAUAGCCGUGAAGAUCCAAAGAUGAUUUUGGUCUCCUUUCAGUAAUGUUUGCGUUUGGUGUUGUCCAUACCCUGAAAGUCUGCGUCGGUAUUAUUGGUUAUUGUAGGGUAGCGAACCACUUGGGCAGCGGCCGGUAUUUUGGGCUCUCUUCGGUAUAUCUGAGUCAAUUCCUUACCAAUUUACUUGAAAUUUUGUACACGGCUAAAUACUAUAGGUAUCUCAUCGCGUUCCAAAAGUUGUGUCAAUUGGUUCAGAAUUGGCUGAGUUGUAGCAGAAAAGUGCCCAAAAUAGGACCCAUGCCGAGAUGGUUCCUUUUCCCUAUUGUUUUUUUUUUUGCAUAAGAUCGUUUUGUAUGAGGUCAAUCGGGAUCAAUCAAACUUGGUAUACAGUAGACGUUCGCUCGGUGCAAACAGUUUAACUGCAAUGCUUUUUAACUGCAAGUCCGCUAAGUGCAACAAUUUUGCAGUUAUCGCACCGCUAUCUGCCAAAAACAAAACGUCAACCGAGUUGCGAUGUUUUUCGGAUGCACUAAAGCUGCAUUGAGUGCAUUCUGGCUGCGUCCAACAGCAAUUGACAACUGUUUGACAGCUGUCAGACGUUGUAGUUAGCGAAUUUCAUUCGGUAACUGAAACGUAAACAUGUUGCACUUAUCGAAUGUCUACUGUAAUAGUCAUUAGACAUAAAGAGCAGGGUUCAUGUCGAUUAUGAUAAAGAGCUGUAUGCCAAGUGAGCUUAUGGCAAAUGACGUUGUGCCAACAGAAUUUAUACCAAACGAUAUCAGAUCUGUUGCCUUAUGUUAGGGCUCUAACCUCUUGUUGAAGACGAUGUAGUUUAUUUUCAAUUUGUCAAAAAAAAAAAAUCGUCUGGUUUUCGUCUUUCGUCUGUGGUAAUUUGAUCUCGUGGCCUACUGUGCAGUUGAAAAAUAACAAGGAGAUAAGCAAACUCAUUUCGGUUUUUGGUCAAAUUAGAAUGUAUGACUGUGUGUGCGCAUCUCAUUAAAAAAAAUACACUGAAAAACAUGCAUAACCGACCUUUGUGAAACGGUUCUGUAACCGUUAUAAAACACAUCUGUGUUAGUAUUGGUUGCCCUUCCGCGCUCCCUCUGGCCAUCUCUUUCUAGAUCAGAGUAUAAACAACCGAAUCAUUACGAAUUUAGCGCUAGUGUUUCCUCCCCUUAUUUGUUUUCGUUGUUGGUUGUCAACAACAGCUGCAGGACCACAUUUAUCUUAGGCUCCGUGUAUCCGCGCCAAUUAUGAAAUUGGGUUUCACAUUCGCGCCACGGGCGUACCCCAUCUGGCAUAAUGCCGUUUGGCGUAACGUUAGUUUUGAUUCUACUUUCGAAGUAGGCUGUUUUUCGUGUUAUGUAUGCCAAAUGACCGUUAUGGCAAACGACCAUAAUGCCAAAGGGCGUGACACCAAGCAGCAUUAUGCCAAAUGGAGUUACUCCCUUAACCACCAGGCUUUAGUUAGUUAGCUCUUUCGAAUGCUACUGCUUUUCACGUAUGUACACACUUCAAAGUUUUUGAGUUUAGUCAAAUUUUAUUUACACCCUUUCAACUUUAUAAACAAUAUAAACAUACCUAUUUAGUGUUCGCGUAUAUUCACACACGUGUAGUAGGAAACGACGUUUUUAUUUUGCUCCUAGUGCUUAUGUUUGUUUUUUUAGAAUUGUGCGUGUGGCAAUAACCUUCUACUCCGGGCGCUUUAGUUUCUCAUUUACAAAAACACAAGGAAGUAAUUUCCCCACAUUACUUACUCGGUAACAAAGUAAAACAUGAAUGUUGUGCGUGCGGGAGAAGAUUGUUUAUUAUUGAUUAAUAACUAGAAUAUUAUUAUUAUUAAUAUUAUAUUAAAGUAGGAAUGUAAUAAAACAGUAAGAGAAUUAAUGAUAACAUUUGAAGAUAAAAAAAAAACAAAUUGAUAACAAUACCAAUGUGAGAAAGCAACACGAAAACGGAAGAAUUUUGAACAAAAUAAAAAUGAUAAAAAUUAUCGAAUAAAAAAUUUCAACAAAAAAAAACACUGAAGAAAAAUCCGGUAGCAAUUAAGGUGAUGUUUGUAAUUUCGAUGAAUGAAAAUUAUUCUUUGAGGAGUAAAUAGUGACAAAAAUAUCGCGAUGAAGAGGAAGAAAGCAGAUAAAAAAAAAGUCGCAUAUAUUUAAACAAUAUUAAAUACAAAUCGUGACGUGAAAAUAAUUA